CUUCCCCAGUUUUGACGACUAUCGAUAAGACCAUUCAUCUUGUAAGAUGUUGAUUGCACUACGAAUAUCAGCAUCUUUUCUUCCAGCAAUCUCUCCCUUGGGAAUUUGUAUUCUUUCCACCUAUAUUGAAAGGCCUUCACAGUUCGUCACACAUGCCUCCCUCCCAUCAAUAAUCCUGCUCCACCCACCAUGUCCGCUCCACCAUCUACCACGGAAAUCGCAACAACACUGCUUGCUCAACAUGGCCUACAACUCCAAUCCCUAGAGAUCCUACAAUCGCUAUGGGCUGGAUACGGUCACGUAUGCCGUGUGACCGCAAUCCCGUCACCACUAGCUUCGGAGCCCACAGCAAAAUCACAGGAAUCAUCAACAACAACCCCAUCCCUCUCCCAAACCCCUGAAACCUAUAUAAUCAAACUCAUAUCUCCACCGCUCUCCCCUUCUAAACACCAGGAUGAAGGACACAUCCGCAAGCUCCUCAGCUACCAAGUCGAACAAUACUUCUACACCUAUCUUGCCCACUUAAUGCCCGCCUCCUCCAUCCCCGUCGCAAACUGCUUCUCCAGCCUCACCGAGCACAACCCAAACGGCACCUUGACGUCAGCCAUGCUGCUGACGGACCUGGCGCGAGAUUUCCCCGUAGCAGGCGAGAAGAGAGGGACGUUGUCGACGAGGCAGGUGUACGCUUCGCUGGACUGGCUUUCUUCAUUUCACGGGUUCUGGUGGAGCAGGGUCGGGGAUUUCGAUCGAGAGAAGCUUGUAAGGCCGCCACUUGAGGAGAUGAAGGGGCGGGAAGAGUUGAGGGACAGCGAUGCAACGAAGGGAGGAGACGUGGAUGGCGUGUGGUUGAACGGCGGAUACACCUACCUCUCAACUCGACGCUCCGAAUUCGCCUCCCUCGCCGCAGACGAAGACGCGGAGUGGCGCGAUGCCCUGACGAUGCCGUUCCCAGAAGGCUCCCCAUCCUCUCUAGCGGAAAAGAUCUCUCGGAUCCUCGCUCCGCAUCCCCAUCCAGAUCAACAUGGUCCAGGUCCCACGGACGCAUACCAGACCCUGAUCCACGGGGACGUCAAGUCGGAGAACCUCUUCGCGACACGCGAUGGCGGCCGGGUGGCGUUUUACGACUUCCAGUACGUGGGGCUCGGGCUCGGCGUGUGCGAUUUGGCGAAGUUGUUUACGUGCUCUGUGCCGGUGGAGAUGCUUGUGGAUGCGGGAAUAUCUCACUCCAAGGUCCUACGGAUGCAGAAUGGCGAACGCGGGCUUCUUCAGCACUAUCUCUCCAACCUGACAAAAGUCUCCGGGAAGACGUACGAGUGGGACACGUUUGUGAGGCACUGGGAGAUGGCGUUGGUGGAUUGGUUGCGGUUCCAGGCUGGGUGGGGGUUUUGGGGUAAUAAGGGGUGGUUGGAGGCGAGGGUGAGGUCGGUGGUGGGGGAUGAGGAAUGGAGGGGGUUUGUCGAGCGUUUUGGAAGGGUGUGA
Westerdykella ornata is the source of this 1479-nucleotide messenger RNA. RefSeq lists its product as uncharacterized. The coding region runs from base 190 to 1479 and encodes 429 amino acids. The record is from RefSeq and is a predicted model, not a curated record. The transcript has a single exon. Lineage: Eukaryota; Fungi; Ascomycota; Dothideomycetes; Pleosporales; Sporormiaceae.